GAGGAAUGCGGUCGCCCCCCUGGGAAGGUACAUAUCAGAGAGCAGCAGGCAGCUCCGCGCUCGCACUCCGGCUCUGCCACCCCGCCGCGCUCGUGUCUCCUCUCCCUCCGCUGCCUAAGGGCCCCUCACCACCGCCACCAUGGACGCCAUCAAGAAGAAGAUGCAGAUGCUGAAGCUCGACAAAGAGAAUGCCUUAGACCGCGCGGAGCAGGCGGAGGCUGACAAGAAGGCAGCGGAAGACCGGAGCAAGCAGCUCGAGGAGGACAUCGCAGCGAAAGAGAAGCUGCUGCGGGCGUCGGAGGACGAGCGGGACCGGGUGCUGGAGGAGCUGCACAAGGCAGAGGACAGCCUCCUGGCUGCCGACGAGACCGCCGCCAAGCUGGAAGAUGAGCUGGUGUCACUGCAAAAGAAACUCAAGGGCACUGAAGACGAACUGGACAAAUACUCCGAGGCUCUCAAAGAUGCCCAGGAGAAACUGGAACUGGCGGAGAAAAAGGCCACAGAUGCUGAAGCGGACGUGGCUUCUCUGAACAGACGCAUCCAGCUGGUUGAGGAGGAGCUGGACCGCGCUCAGGAGCGCCUGGCCACAGCUCUGCAGAAGCUGGAGGAGGCCGAGAAGGCGGCCGACGAGAGCGAGAGGGGCAUGAAAGUCAUUGAAAGCCGAGCCCAGAAGGAUGAAGAAAAGAUGGAGAUUCAGGAGAUCCAGCUGAAAGAGGCCAAGCACAUUGCUGAAGAUGCCGACCGCAAGUACGAAGAGGUGGCCCGCAAGCUGGUCAUCAUCGAGAGCGAUCUGGAGCGUGCAGAGGAGCGGGCUGAGCUCUCUGAAGGCAAAUGUGCCGAGCUUGAAGAAGAGUUGAAAACGGUGACGAACAACUUGAAGUCACUGGAGGCUCAGGCUGAGAAGUACUCGCAGAAGGAAGACAAGUACGAGGAGGAAAUCAAGGUUCUCUCUGACAAGUUGAAGGAGGCCGAGACUCGGGCUGAGUUUGCAGAGAGAUCAGUAACUAAGUUGGAGAAAAGCAUCGACGACUUGGAAGAGAAAGUGGCUCACGCCAAAGAAGAGAACCUUAGUAUGCACCAGAUGUUGGAUCAGACCUUACUGGAGCUAAACAACAUGUGAACCCUCCUUAGCUGCGGCCACACUCUCUCGUCUCCCUCCCGUUGUUUUAUUUUGUUUUUAAACACCUGCUUACCUGUGAAACCCCUUCAAUGCAUUUUUAUAUACUUUUACCACUGUCACUGAGACAUCCGCAGGGAGCCAGCUAGGGCAGGGGAUGGGGGAAACACACAGAAAGGCAAGCCCCAGGCGGGGCACUUACUACUUAACCGUGCCAUUUCCCAGGUGGACGUUGCCACACUUCAUAGAGCUUAGGUGUGCA
Molecule: messenger RNA, 1379 nt
Organism: Acomys russatus (golden spiny mouse)
Lineage: Eukaryota; Metazoa; Chordata; Mammalia; Rodentia; Muridae
Gene: Tpm1
Product: tropomyosin 1
Exons: 10
Coding region: 140-1120 (326 amino acids)
Biological process (GO): cardiac muscle contraction; actin filament organization
Cellular component (GO): actin filament
Molecular function (GO): actin filament binding
Source: RefSeq, a predicted model, not a curated record